AUGCAAAUCGUACCGCCCGAGAAGGAAGAGAAUAAUAAGAUAGUUUCUUGGGAUGGAGAACACGAUCCCAAGAAACCGAUGAACAUGCCUGAGCAUCGCAAGUGGAUGAUUGUCAUCUCGACCGGGUUGAUGACUUUCUGUGUCUCUUUUGCUAGUUCGGUUUUCUCAACCACGACUUUCGUUACGGCAGAGUUGUUUGGUGUUAGCAGCGAGGUCAUGAUCCUCGGUCUUUCGCUAUACGUGCUCGGCUUUGCAUUCGGACCUCUUGUUUGGGGACCGCUUUCUGAAGCCUUUGGACGUACACGACCUCUAUUCGCUGGCAUGAUCAUUUUCUGUAUCUUCCAGGUUCCUGUCGCAGUAGCUCAAAACCUGCAAACGAUCUUCAUCUGCAGAUUCCUCGGUGGUGUUGCAGGCUCUGCUCCUUUGGCAAUCAUUGGCGGUAUGUAUGUCGACUUUAUGGAACCUAUCAACCGUGGUGUGGCUACGAGCGUCUUCGCUGGAGCUGUCUUUGCAGGUCCGGUCGCUGGGCCUGUCGUAGGUUCAUUCAUCACCUACAGCUAUCUUGGCUGGAGAUGGACCGCUUGGAUCACUCUCAUCAUGUCUGCUUUCUUCACCAUCAUCGCCUACCUGUUGACUCCCGAGACCUACGAACCGGUCUUGCUUGCUUGGAAGGCCGACAAACUUCGCCAUGAGACCAAGGACUGGGCUCUGCACUCGAAAAGUGAAGAGGACCCCCUCAACUACGACACCAUUGUGAACAAGUAUCUCAUGAAGCCUCUUGUGAUGAUUGUCAAGGAGCCUAUUCUCAUCAUUUUGACUCUGUAUAUGAGUCUGGUCUACGGUAUCUUGUACUUGACGUUCGAAGCCUACCCCAUCAGCUUCGAGAUGGACCGUGGUUGGUCUCCUGGUCUUGCCUCCUUGCCUUUCAUCGCCAUCUUUAUCGGUGUCGUCCUUGCCUGUGCCAUCAUUGGUGGUUUCUCCAAGACUUGGUAUGCCAAGCGCUUGAUUGCUUCUGGCAAGCUCAACCCCGAAGAUCGUCUCCCUCCCAUGAUCGCUGGCUCCUUGAUCCUCCCUGUUGGCCUUUUCUGGUUCGCUUGGACUUCUCACCCCGACACUCACUGGGCAGCCCAAGUCGUCUCGGGUAUCUUCAUCGGCCUCGGUAUCAUCCUCAUCUUUAUGAGCGGUGUCACUUAUAUGGUUGAUGUAUACCUUCUCAACGCCAACAGUGCUAUCGCCAUCAACACUUUCAUCAGAUCUGCAGUGGCAGCUGGCUUUCCGAUGUUCGCUACAUAUCUCUAUGAUGGGCUUGGUGUCGACUGGGCCACCUCGUUGCUUGCAUUUGUUUGCAUCGCUCUCAUUCCUUUCCCCUUCGUCUUUUGGUUCUAUGGCAAGAAGAUCAGAAGCUGGAGCAAGUUUGCCUUCAACCUUGGCUAG
This is a messenger RNA of Aureobasidium pullulans EXF-150, 1434 nucleotides long. RefSeq names its product MFS general substrate transporter. Gene Ontology annotation, biological process: transmembrane transport. NCBI's taxonomy places the organism in Eukaryota, Fungi, Ascomycota, Dothideomycetes, Dothideales, Saccotheciaceae. The transcript is spliced from 2 exons. Bases 1 to 1434 code for a protein of 477 amino acids. The record is from RefSeq and is a predicted model, not a curated record. Gene Ontology annotation, molecular function: transmembrane transporter activity.